AUUUAAAAAGCGUUGGUUUGUGUGUUGAGCGCAAAACCGGUCACAUCUCUAACGCAUUGUGUGAGCGAUUGAUUCAUUGCUUGCAUUGCAUUGUUUGGUGAAUCACAUGAUGUCUCACGACUCGGAGGGGCCCUCCAAACAAGACUUGUCCACUGUUUUCGCCAAACUUAAGACCAACGCUUCCAAUAAGACAUGCUUUGAUUGCGGCGCCCGAAACCCCUCGUGGGUUAGCAUCACGUAUGGAGUGUUCAUUUGCAUCGACUGUUCCGCUGUCCACCGCGGACUCGGUGUCCACAUAUCGUUCGUGCGGUCGUCAGAGUUGGACACGAAGUGGAAUUGGACUCAA
Messenger RNA from Medioppia subpectinata, 346 nucleotides. Lineage: Eukaryota; Metazoa; Arthropoda; Arachnida; Sarcoptiformes; Oppiidae. The record is from the annotation of a GenBank genome assembly.